This is a messenger RNA of Penicillium coprophilum, 1623 nucleotides long. RefSeq names its product putative methionine permease. The coding region runs from base 1 to 1623 and encodes 540 amino acids. The record is from RefSeq and is a predicted model, not a curated record. Lineage: Eukaryota; Fungi; Ascomycota; Eurotiomycetes; Eurotiales; Aspergillaceae. Gene Ontology annotation, molecular function: L-amino acid transmembrane transporter activity. Gene Ontology annotation, cellular component: membrane. The transcript has 4 exons. Gene Ontology annotation, biological process: amino acid transmembrane transport.
AUGAGCAUCCAAGAAAGACAGCCUCUUUUAAGCUCAUCAAUUCCCAACAUUUUACCUCACACCUCUCAACAAGAAUCACUCAGCAUCUCAUCUGAUGAGUUCCACGCACCAUACCCCGACAUCCUACCAGGAACGCCCCACAGGAAGAGCAUCCACUGGUCAAGCGCAUACAUACUAGUCGUUUCACGCGUGAUAGGGAGCGGGAUCUUUGCAACGCCAGGAUCAAUCGUCAAAUCCGCCGGAAGCAUCGGAUUGACCCUGCUAGUAUGGCUGGUUGGGACGAUAUUAUCAGCUUGCGGUCUAGCCGUCUCGAUGGAAUUCGGAUGCAUGCUACCUCGCUCAGGGGGAGAGAAGGUGUACCUCGAGUAUGCCUAUCCCCGACCGCGAUUUCUCGCAUCGAGCUUGAUAACAGCCCAAGUAGUGCUCCUGGGGUUCACGGCGAGCAACUGCAUUAUUUUUUCCAAAUACACAUUUUUCGCGCUCAGCGUUGAGCCCACUGAAUUUCAGCACAAGAUGCUCGCUGUUGGCCUCUUGACGGCGAUCACUAUCAUCCAUGGCUGUUUCUUGAAGACUGGCAUCUUUGUCCAGAAUGUUCUUGGCUGGGUGAAGAUCUUCCUCAUUGGCGCGAUAUCCUUGACAGGAAUCUGGGUUGUUUUCCUCCAGUUCCAUGGAGAUACUGAUCAUAUGUUUCCAGUGUCAGCAGCCGGCAUUUCAUUUUCUUGGGAUUCGAUAUGGGAAGGGUCAAACUGGAGCUGGAGUCCGCUUUCGUCGGCUUUGUUCAAAGUCUAUUAUUCCUAUGCUGGGUUGAGCAAUGUGAACAAUGUUCUCAGUGAGGUCCAUGAUCCUGUGGGAAUAGUGAAGACCGUUUGUCCCACUGCACUGGUCACAGCCGGUGCUCUAUACUUUCUUGCUAAUCUUUCAUACUUCCUGGUCAUUCCGCUCGAGGAGAUCAAAAAUAAUGGGGAAUUAGUGGGUGCACUGCUAUUCCAGAGAUUAUUUGGAGAUCAUGUCGGAAAAAUAUUCUUUCCACUUGCUAUUGCCAUCUCAGCUGCCGGAAAUGUGAUGGUCGUGACCUUUGCCUUGGCACGUGUGAAUCAGGAGAUAGCUCGACAAGGCUUUCUUCCAUGGCAGAAUAUCCUCUCCUCCUCGCGACCAUUUGGUACUCCACUGGGUGGACUUAUUGUACACUAUAUCCCUUCCGUGUUGGUUCUCGCCCUACCACCACAGGGGGACGUUUAUAACUUUAUUCUGGACUUGGAGGGAUACCCUGGGCAGAUGUUUUCCUUAGCAAUCACAAUCGGUCUGCUGGUAGUACGAUACCGGGAGCCUCAUCUUCCACGACCAUUCAAAGCAUGGUUGCCAGCUGUGUGGUUACGGGUGGUAAUGUGCUUAGUCCUAUUAAUAGCACCCUUUAUUCCGCCGCCGAAUUGGAAAGGGGAUGUUGAUUUCUUCUAUGCCACCUAUGCACUUGUCGGUAUUGGAAUUGUGCUCUUUGGGGUUCUCUACUGGUAUGUCUGGACAGUAUUACUCCCACGAUGGGGAGGCUAUCAACUCGAGGAAGAGAAAGAGAUUCUGGCCGAUGGGACUAGUAUCAUCAAGCUAGUUCAUUUAUAUGAUAGUUGA